Molecule: messenger RNA, 2118 nt
Organism: Penicillium salamii
Lineage: Eukaryota; Fungi; Ascomycota; Eurotiomycetes; Eurotiales; Aspergillaceae
Source: the annotation of a GenBank genome assembly
AUGGCGUCUGUUUCACUGUGUCCCCAAAAGUGGGCUGUGUGGAUACUGCUGCUCGUAUCUUGCGCCAACGCGUUCUACAUCCCUGGAUACUCCGUAACCCGGUACAACGACAACGAUCCGAUCCCAUUACUCGUCAACAAGAUCUUCUCCGAUAAUACCCAAUUGCAGUAUGCCUAUUUCGAUCUCCCUUUCGUCUGCCCACCAAGCGGGAAAACACACGGCGGUUCGCCAUUUGGGUCUGGCCAGAGCGUCUCCUUGAACCUCGGAGAGGUACUGCGUGGCGAUCGAAUCAUGACAUCCGAUUUUGAACUCGCUAUGGGCAAAGAUCUUGAAUGCCAGGCGCUCUGUACCCGUGAAGUCGGUCGGUCGGACGUGAAGUGGGCCCGCCAGCUCGUCAAGGAGGGAUAUGUGAUUGAGUGGAUCGCGGAUAACCUACCAGGGGCUACUAGCUUCGUCACCGUGGACCGGAGUCGCAAAUACUAUGCCUCUGGGUUCAAGCUUGGAUAUCGGGAUAUUUCCCCAGUCAGCGGACAGCCCCGGUACUUUAUCAACAACCACUUCACGAUCGUGAUCCGCUGGCGGAGCGCACCAGAAGGGGGCAAACUUGUUGUUGGAUUUGAGGUCUACCCGAAAAGUAUCACCGCCGAGGAUCGCACAGAGUCGGGUUGCCCUAAAGCUGUUCACAAGGAUAACGAGGGACUGGGGCUGUACCUACCGCCCAAUCUUUCUCGGAUGCAAGAGAAAUACUCUGGACUAUCCUAUAUUCCAGAGGAUGAUGAAGAUGAUGACGGAGCGACAUUAAAGAUACCUUACACUUACUCUGUUUACUUCCGGGAGGACACCAAGAUCGACUGGGCCAGCCGCUGGGAUCUGUACUUCACAAACCAAGGUGAAAGCUCCAUCACCCAUUGGCUAGCCAUCCUCAACUCCCUGACCAUCUCGACUGUGCUGGGGGUGACGGUCUUUGUCAUCUGGAGUCGCACCGUGCAAGGUGACCUCAAAGGCCGUGGCGAUGGAGCCAUGGAUGAUCGCAAAACAAAGGGUCGAACCCGGCAAAGGAGCGAGAAGAAAGGCGAUGGAUCUUUGGAAGAUAACGAUGUGGAACGUGAUGCGGACUACUCGGACGAUGAAUCCGUUGAAGACACAGCCGGCUGGAAGCUUCUGCAUGGCGACGUAUUCCGCACUCCUGCCCACAGUGGCCUUCUCGCACCCUUGGUCGGCUCUGGCAUGCAGUUGUUGUUCAUGGCUACUGGCUUGCUCUUGCUCAGUUGCCUGGGUGUCCUGAAUCCUAGUUAUCGCGGUGGUUUUGUGAGUGUCGGUAUGGGUCUGUUCGUGUUUGCUGGUGUCUUCUCCGGCUAUUUCUCGGGAAGACUCUACAAGACCUUCGGUGGAAAUGCUUGGCGCAAAAACACCUUGAUUACUGCUUUGCUAUUCCCCGGUCUUGCGUUCUGUCUCAUCUUGCUCCUGAACUUGUUUGUCUGGGCCCAAGCAUCUAGCACGGCAAUCCCAUUCAGCACCCUGAUCGGUCUUCUUGCUAUGUGGCUACUGAUUCAAGUACCAUUGGUAUACCUUGGAAGCUGGGUCGGCUACGUGCGCGCAAAACCUUGGGAGCACCCCCUCAAGACGAACGCUAUCUCUCGGCAAAUCCCAACUCAGCCUUGGUACCUGCGUGUACCCAUCGGUCCUAUCAUGACAGGUCUGGUCCCAUUUGCGGUCCUUUUCAUCGAACUGCUUUUCGUCUUCAAGAAUCUCUGGCAGGACAAGACUGGAUACUACUAUGUCUUCGGGUUCUUGAGCGCUGUUUCGGUCGUGUUGAUAGUAACGGUGGUUGAAGUGACCGUGAUUGCGACAUACAGUCAGCUUUGCUCCGAGAACUAUCAUUGGUGGUGGCAGAGCUUCCUCACCGGCGGCAGUAGCGCAUUCUGGAUUUUUGCAUACUGCAUUUGGUAUUACCUUUUCAAGCUCCAUAUCACUGGGUUUGUUUCAAGCCUACUUUUCUUUAGCUAUAGCUUCCUUGCCUGUGCUGUCUAUGGCCUUCUGACAGGAACCGUCGGCUUCUUGGCCGCUUAUGCCUUCGUCCGGCGUGUUUAUGGGUAUGAUACUCGUCAAAUGCUAUGA